Molecule: messenger RNA, 1473 nt
Organism: Trypanosoma grayi
Lineage: Eukaryota; Euglenozoa; Kinetoplastea; Trypanosomatida; Trypanosomatidae
Product: amino acid transporter
Exons: 1
Coding region: 1-1473 (490 amino acids)
Biological process (GO): amino acid transmembrane transport
Molecular function (GO): amino acid transmembrane transporter activity
Source: RefSeq, a predicted model, not a curated record
AUGCUUCGUGAUAGUGGACAAUACACUGAGGACCCUGCGGAAAAAGGAAACACAGCACCACUAUCUGACGAACAAGAGAAUGACGCUGAGAUGACGCUGCAGUAUACCCAAUACGAAGGCGGUGGCAGCGGGGCAACCCCGCACGUCGCCGGUGACUCUGAUAAGAUGCCAGAGCAGGCGGAACACGAGAAGGAUGGCAUAUUGGGGUUACUGAAGAAGUGCGUCGUUACCAUCAUCCCGCCGGGCGGUAUCGUUGCGAGCGCCUUCAACUUGGCGUCGUCGUCGCUUGGCGCUGGCAUCCUCGGACUCCCUGCAGCGACGAACAGCAGCGGACUCGUAAUGGCGCUCUUGUUCCUCGCUAUCAUCACGUUCCUCACUAUCUUUUCUAUGAGGUGCCUCGGCAUCGCGGCGCAGCGAACACAGAUCCACACCUUCGAGGGCGUUGCGCGUGUGCUGCUGGGCCGUUGGUUCGCGUACUUCGCCGCCGGCGUCCGUGCGUUCCACGCCUUUAGUGGAUGCGUCGCGUACGUGAUUAGCGUGGGAGACAUAUUCUCUUCCAUCAUGAAUAACAGUGCGAGUGUACCGGAGUUCCUCAAGACAACUCCAGGCAAUCGAGUGCUGACGUCAGCUGUGUGGCUCUGUAUUAUGGUUCCACUUGUUAUUCCGAAGCACAUCGAUUCACUGCGCUACUUCUCCACCUUCGCCGUCACUUUCAUGGUGUAUUUUGUCAUUGUGAUCGUCGUGCACUCGUGCAUGAACGGUCUGCCGGAGAACUCCCACAACAUCAGCGUGGGCAAGGACGACGACGCCCUAGUGGUGCUCUUUAAUACCGGAAACAAAGCGAUUGAGGGGCUCGGUGUCUUCAUGUUCGCAUAUGUUUGCCAGAUUAACGCCUACGAGGUGUACUGGGACAUGGAAAACCCCACACUAACCAGGUACACCUUGGCCGCAGGACUGGGAAUGAUGCUCUGCUUCGUGCUGUACGCUUUGACCUCCGUAUUCGGCUAUCUCGACUUUGGCAGGGAGGUGACCGACUCUAUUCUACUCAUGUACAACCCUAUUGGGGAGCCGAUGAUUAUGGUGGCGUUUGUUGGCGUUCUGUGGAAGUUAUGCGCCUCAUAUGCGCUGCUCUCCAUGGCGUUCAGAAAUGCGAUCUACCAUAGCAUCGGCUGGGAAGCUGAUAAGCUUCCCUACUGGAAGCAUAUUAUUGCUGUCCUCGUCUUUGCGGUCAUUAUGCUGUUGUGUGGCCUGUUCAUUCCAAAGAUCAAGAUUGUGCUUGGCUUUGCAGGUGGCAUCACCGGCGGCUCGCUUGGAUUCCUCCUGCCGGCACUAUUUGUGAUGUACUCGGGGGGCUUUUCCUGGAAGAAGGUUGGUGCCUUCGACUACAUCUGCACCUACAUACUGCUCCUCUCUGGUGUCGUUGGUAUCAUCUUUGGAACAGGUGCCACGAUCUACGGCACAGCAGUCGGCUAG